Molecule: messenger RNA, 2333 nt
Organism: Pararge aegeria (speckled wood butterfly)
Lineage: Eukaryota; Metazoa; Arthropoda; Insecta; Lepidoptera; Nymphalidae
Gene: Pgm2a
Product: phosphoglucomutase-2
Exons: 12
Coding region: 403-2235 (610 amino acids)
Biological process (GO): carbohydrate metabolic process; purine ribonucleoside salvage
Molecular function (GO): magnesium ion binding; phosphopentomutase activity
Source: RefSeq, a predicted model, not a curated record
ACUAAUCAGAAUUGCUUGGGUUUACCUUUAGCUUGUAUUUAAAUUCUAAGUUAAAAGUUAUCCUUCAUAAUUCAUUUCAAUAUUAGAAUAUUCGCGAUCUGCGUACUGUUUGAUACCUAUCAAUUAUUUAUGGGAUAAAACGUUCCAUUCGCAAAUAUCACAGACGGACGGAUUUAUACUUAUCAUUUAUCAAAUUACAAAUUGUUUAUAAAACAUACUAUCACUAUCAAGCAAUCGCCCCAAUCGGCGUAAAGCCGACUUUUAAUGAGCAAUAAGUACCAAAAAUAAUUAUUGUUACUUUGCUUUGUUAAACAGUGACUAUAAGUCUAAUAGAUCUAUCAGUAUACACAUACAGUUGCCUACAAAAGUUUUAACUAUAACUUUUCUGAAAUUCUUAUUGAAAUGGUUGUGUGUAAUAGUGGUGAUUCCAAGCUUGAUGCUGCUGUAACAGGGUGGCUUAAACACGAUAAGAAUCCAGUAACGCGUCAAGAAGUAUUGGACGAUAUAGCGAAUUCAAAAUGGGACAAGCUAAGAAAGACCAUGUUAAAACGCCAGAAAUUUGGCACGGCGGGUUUGCGCGGACGCAUGGGCGCUGGCUACAUGUGCAUGAAUGAUGUAGUAGUCUUACAAACUGCUCAGGGUCUCUGCUCGUAUUUACAAAAAGUUUGUAAUCAAUCACAACUGCGCAAUGGAGUUGUCGUGGGCUUUGACGGACGUUACAACAGUAAAAGGUUUGCAGAGUUAACGGCGAAAGUCUUUGUGUCAUCAUCAAUACCAGUACAACUGUUCUCGGAAGUAUGUCCAACCCCAUUUGUAUCGUUUGCGACGAUUUUGUAUGGAGCCGCCGCAGGGGUUAUGGUCACGGCGUCCCAUAACCCAAAAGAAGACAACGGGUACAAAGUGUACUGGGGUAAUGGAUCGCAGGUUAUUACGCCACAUGAUGAUAAUAUUCUAGAGGAAAUAUGGACCUGUUUAAACAUACCAGAAGACCAUUGGAACAUCGAAGAGAUUCGCAACCACGAUCAAGUUAAAGACUGUUUUGAGCAAGUGACAUCAAAAUACAUGGAGUACAUAAAGUCUUGCUUGCACGAGGAUGUUCUAGAGGACAACAGAAAAGCUGGGAUAAGUACAGUGUACAGUGCUAUGCAUGGAGUUGGAUAUGAUUCUGUGGUCAGGGCAUUUGAGGCUGCUAACUUGAAGGUUCUGCUAAGCGUAAAAGAGCAGCAAGACCCGAAUCCCGAUUUCCCAACAGUAACAUUCCCUAAUCCGGAAGAGAAGGAAUGUUUGGAGCUUAGCAAAAAACUUGCAGAGGGAAAUAACGUUAAACUUGUCCUUGUGAACGAUCCAGACGCGGACAGACUAGCAGUUGCCGAAUAUAAUGUUGAAUCAAAAUCAUGGAAAGUUUUCACCGGAAAUGAGAUGGGAUCGCUGCUAGGCUGGUGGAUACUGCAUCAGCACACUAAACACGGUUCCGUACAAGAUGAAGACGAGAUAUUCCUGCUCGCGAGUUUUGUCAGUUCAAAAAUGCUCCGAGCUAUAGCGAAGGGCAAAGGCCAGUUGGUUGAGACGCUCACUGGUUUUAAAUGGAUGGGAAACACAACACUCCUGUUGUUACAACAGGAUAAAAUACCAUUGUUCGCGUUCGAAGAAGCCAUUGGCUACAUGUGUAGUCCAAGAGUGCCGGACAAAGAUGGCGUCUCCGCCGCUGUGCAGGUGGCAUCCCUAGCGUCGAACCUUUACUCCAAGGGGUCGUCCCUAGUUGAUCAGCUGCAAGCAUUAUACGUGGAGUAUGGCUUUCACGUCUCACAUAACGCGUACUUCCUUAUCCGUGAACCGACAGUCGUACAGAAGAUAUUCAGCCGAAUCAGAAAUUUUCACGGACCUGGAUUGUACCCAAAGAAUGUUGGUACAUGCGAAGUAACAUUCCUAAACGACUUCAGUUCCGGAGUUAGACUACCCGAAGAAGUCAACGGAGAAGGACAUUUGAGGGUACUGGGAACGGGGUUAGACCAGGACUACACGAGCGGUGAGAUGAUCUUCUUCCAAUGCAGCAACGGACUGAGCGUCACGAUACGCACGAGCGGAACUGAACCCAAGCUCAAAUACUACACCGAACUCGUGUGUAACGCGCCCACGAUAGCGGAACAAGACGAGAAGAAAAUCUUCCUCGAACAAAUAGUGAAAGAGUUUAUAGAUGAGCUAAUUCAGCCAAAGGAAAAUGGUUUGAUCGGUUGAACAUAGAAGCACAUGUAUGUAGAUUAAAUUUCACGUGACGUAUUUAUUGGAAUAGCUUAAAACCUUUAUACAACGUGUAAAUGAAAACUGAAAUAAUA